Molecule: messenger RNA, 1083 nt
Organism: Andrographis paniculata
Lineage: Eukaryota; Viridiplantae; Streptophyta; Magnoliopsida; Lamiales; Acanthaceae
Product: protein OXIDATIVE STRESS 3 LIKE 1-like
Exons: 2
Coding region: 83-883 (266 amino acids)
Source: RefSeq, a predicted model, not a curated record
GAGUAGACAUGUAUAUCCAUUUACUGGUCAGGUACAUUUGUUCUUCUUCCGCGUUCUCAUUCAUUGAGGAGUUUCUCCGGCUAUGUCGAUAGCAUUGAAUCGGACCAGUUCCGGCGGCGAUCGCCAGAUCGAGCGGCCGAUAUUCGAUCUCCACGGUGUUGGUUGUUCUCCGGCCUCGAUCUACAAUUCGGCGGAGUUCGCGGCCGCUGAUCGGAGGUUCGAGCCGCCGCCAGAGGAUCAGUCAGGAUCGUUGUCGCCGUCGUCCUCGACUUCUUCAAUCGGGAAAAAUAGCGACGAGUCUGGUGGCGGCGGAAGUGGAGGCGGCGGAGACGAGGAGGAAGUGCAAAGUGAGUAUAAAGGAGGACCUUUGGACAGUUUGGAUGCUCUGGAGGAAGUUUUGCCGGUGAAGAAAAGCAUAUCGAAGUUCUAUUGUGGCAAAUCGAAAUCUUUUACCAGUCUAUCUGAUGCAGCAACAAUCCCUUCCAUCCAGGAUAUCACUAAGCCUGAAAACGAGUACACCAGGAAAAGAAAGAACCUGCUGGCUUUCAAUACCUAUUUAGACAGGAAUCGUCAUAACUUGCGUCCUGGAAUUGGCGGCAUGUCGAAAAGACCUACUAACUCUAGAAGUAUGCUAGUUCUCGCAGCAUCUGCAAAUGGCUCUGAGACCAACAGUGGUGAUACUUCCAACUCUAAUUCGUCCCCACCAGGCUUCACUCUUCCUCCUUUACCACCACAUGCGAGAAGACCUAUGCAUCGUGAGCUCUCAUUGUUUCCUCCCGACAAUAAGUUUUCUACCUUGCGGUCUUUCUCCUUGUUUGAUUUGCAAGGUACUGCCGUGGCUGAAGCUUCAAAUGGCAGUGGAGAUGAAAGCCAUGAUGACUAAAACUAUAUAAAUAUUACCUUUAUUUUCUGUGUUGCCUUAUCAACUCAAGUGAUAUUAGAUAUUCCGAGAGAUGGAGAUGCUGUACUUGUUUCUUGCCUGUUGUGUGUGUUUCUGUCCAUUGUAUUUACUGCUUAGGCGCAAUGAACCCUUGGUUGUUUCCCUGUUGUAAUCGAAAAAUUCUAGUAGCCUUUACUCCCGAC